Molecule: messenger RNA, 1887 nt
Organism: Alternaria burnsii
Lineage: Eukaryota; Fungi; Ascomycota; Dothideomycetes; Pleosporales; Pleosporaceae
Product: ubiquitin-activating enzyme e1 3
Exons: 5
Coding region: 1-1887 (628 amino acids)
Biological process (GO): protein sumoylation
Cellular component (GO): cytoplasm; SUMO activating enzyme complex
Molecular function (GO): SUMO activating enzyme activity
Source: RefSeq, a predicted model, not a curated record
AUGGCACGCGACAGGUUUGCUCGGCAGAGCCUCGGUGGCACGCUGCAUCAGCGCAUCAGAGAGGCACGCGUCUUGAUGGUAGGAGCUGGCGGCAUCGGCUGCGAACUGCUCAAGAACCUCGUUCUCACCGGCUUCGGCGAAAUUCACAUUGUAGACCUCGACACCAUCGACCUCAGCAACCUCAACCGCCAGUUCCUGUUCCGCAACGAGCAUAUCAAGAAGUCCAAAGCAUUGGUUGCGAAAGAGUCGGCCGGCAAGUUCAACCCCAACGUCAGCAUCGUAGCGUACCACGACAACAUCAAGGAUGGCCAGUUCAGUGUCGCCUGGUUCCAGAGCUUCGGCCUCGUCUUCAAUGCGCUGGACAAUCUGGACGCGCGGCGACAUGUCAACAAGAUGUGUCUCGCGGCCAACGUCCCGCUGAUUGAGAGUGGCACCACUGGCUUCAACGGCCAAGUUCAGGUUAUCAAGCGGGGCGAAACCGAAUGCUACGAUUGCACGCCCAAAGACGCCCCCAAGUCGUUUCCCGUAUGCACCAUCCGAAGCACGCCCUCGCAACCCAUCCACUGCAUAGUAUGGGCCAAGUCAUAUCUCUUCGCCGAGAUCUUUGGCACCUCAGAAGACGAAGCGCCCGAGCUAGACCAUAGCGAAUAUGCCGAUAAUGCCAGCGAAGUCGCAAACCUACGAAAGGAAGCACAAGCGCUGAAGCGAAUUCGCGAUUCCAUGGGCUCCCACGACUUCCCGCGACUGGUUUUCGACAAGGUUUUCCACGAGGAUAUCGAGCGGUUACGGAGCAUGGAAGACAUGUGGAAGACUAGGAAAGCGCCCGAGGCAUUGGACUACGACACGCUUAUGCAGGAAUCGUUGGGUGCCGGUACAGGAAUCGCACAGCAAGACCAAGUCACGUGGAAUGUAGCAGAGAAUUUCGCCGUCUUCGUGGACAGCAUCAAGCGACUCAGUACUCGGCUGGAAGAGACGCGCGCAAACGCUGAUGUUGGGAACUCGGUUCCUAUUCUCAGCUUCGACAAGGACGACGUGGACACGCUGGACUUUGUCGUCGCAAGUGCAAACCUGCGCUCACAUAUCUUUGGCAUAGAAAUGCGGUCCAAAUUUGACAUCAAGCAAAUGGCUGGCAACAUUAUUCCCGCGAUUGCGACUACAAACGCCAUGACUGCCAGUCUCUGCGUUCUACAAGCUUUCAAAGUCAUGCGCGAACAGCUCGACAAAGCCAAGAUGGUCUUCCUCACCCGUAGCACCGAGCGCGUCGUCUCAAGCGAGUCACUACGACCACCAAAUCCCCGCUGUGCAACUUGCGGUGUAUGCUAUGCCACGCUGCAUGUCGAUCUACCGCGUGCGAAACUGAGCGAUCUGGUCAAUAUCAUUCUGAAGAAACAGCUGGGCUAUGGAGAAGAAUUCAGCGUCAAACGAGAUUCGGAUAUCCUCUACGAUGUCGACGAGGACAUGCAUCUCGACAAGACAUUCGAGGAACUCGGCCUUAACGGCGACACCUUCCUCACAAUCUCCGACGAUUCGGAAGAAGAUGGAAAGGUUGAUUUGGUAUUUUCUGUGAUACACCAAGAUUUCACCGAGAACGCAAACCCACUCAGGUUACCGGAUGAGGUCAAGAUUGCGACAAAGCCCAAGAUAUCUAUACCAGAGACCAAUGACCAUGCGACUGUCAACGGCACCGUUCUGAACGGUGAUGUCAAGGAUAUCAGCAAUGGAAACACGAACGGUGCUGCGAAGCGCACAGCCAGCGAAGCAGGUCUCCAGGAUGAGCUCGUCCGGAAGAAGGGUAAGGUCAUCGAGGAGUCACAAAAGAAAGACGAUGGCCAUAUCACUAUCGAAGACGACAAGAAUGACGGAGCGAUUGUCAUUGAUGAUGACUGA